CGCAUUUUAUUAUUAUCUACUUACACAAAUAGUGCAUAAUAAUCGUGUCAAUAAUAUGAAUUAAAUUAUUAUGAGGAUGUGAAGCCGUAAUAAAAAUUAUUGAAUGUAUUUGUAUGUGAAAAAUCAUUAUUUAUUGCUUUUUGAAGCAUGUAAUUCAGUUUUGUUUUCAGUCCUUUGAUAUUCCUCAUAAUUUACAGUACUGCGGUUAACUUUUCGUCGGCAUAAUAAACAAGAUGGCGACAAAAAUGUCUUCCAGUAAUUUUUAUUCCACUGGAAAGUAUGGCUCUGGGGCUGCUACCAGCAUCCCAACAACGAUGGAUGUUACACCGGACCUUCAUCUUAAAAUGUCCAAGAAAAUAGCACAGCUGACAAAGGUUAUAUAUGCACUGAACACCAAGAAUGAUGAGCAUGAAGCACUCGUUAAUCAACUCAAAAGCGCUCAUGAGAGUGAAUUGCAACAACUCAUGGCUGAAACAAAGACCAAGGUGGCAGUGUACAAAAGUAAAGUAAGUGGAGAAACGGAACUCAGAAAGCGUAUAGAAUCCCUUGAAGCAUGCAUCCUGGAGCACGAACGACAACGCAAGGAGGCUUUAGAACAGUUUACAGAUUACAAGAAUCAAGUCAUUCAAUCAGAAACCAAACUCAAAGCUGAACAAUCUCACAAACUGUUAAGUCUUUCCAAAGAGGUUUUAGAAGUUAAAAAAGAUUUUGAGGAGCGGUUGAAGUCAUUUGAAUCUAUGAAAGAUAGGUUUGAAAAAGACAAAGAAGCAUCAUUAGAGGAACUACGAAGAGCACAUGCUAAGAAAGUAGAUGAGUUAUUAAAAGCACAACUUCAGGAAAAAUCUGGAACUUUAAAUGAAAAGAAUCAAAUAGAAGAGAAUUAUUCAAAACAAAUAGCAGCACUCAAUUCCGAGUAUGAACGAUUAAAAGCUGAAAAAAAUAAUAUGGCUAAAGAUUAUGAACUGAAAAUUCAAAAAGCGCAGGCAUUUUAUGAAAAGGAAAUGGCAGUGAUGCGUGGACUGGAGGAAAAAGAACGAGCGAAGCAAUUAAAAGAGAAUGAAGCACUGUUAAAACGGCAGUUUGGUGAAAAAGAACACAGUUUAAAUUUGAAAAUUGAGGACGCAAAUUCUCAACUCUUGUGUGUAGAAGAAGAGCUUAGCAGUUAUAAAUCAAGGCUGAACGAUGCAGAGCUGGCUUUAAAACAGAAUACAGGAGAUUCUGAGUACAUGACGAAACAGUUAACCAAAUCCAAGGAAGAGCUUGCCAACGCUGUGACAAAACUAAAAGAAAUAGAGGUACAGUUGGCGGCAUCUAAAGAACGUUGCCAACAACAAGCUGCUGAUAUGGUGAAGAAAUCAAGUAUGAUAGGAUCAUUACAAGCAACCCAGAUGAGUAAUGAAGCAACUAUCGUAGAUCUUCAAACAGAAUUGGGCAAACUGAAUGACAAGUUAACAUGGCUGGAGAAGGAGAGGAAGAAUUUAGAGUCAAGUAAACACUCUCUCUCAGAACAACAGUCAGCACAAGUCAGGUCUUUAGAGAAGGCUCUUGAAGAUUUAUCGAUAGAGAAACAGACAAUGAAAGAACGCUAUGAAAAAGCCCUAGCGACAGCCGAGUCGGGCAGCAAGAAUAGCCUAGAAAAAGUAAAGAAAGAUUUUGAAAAUCAACUUGAAGAGCUCCAAAGAAAACACAAGGAUGAAGUCAACAAGAGAGAACAGGAAGCAGAACAGGAAUUAAAAAAGCUGAAAGAGGAGCUUGAAAGCAAAUUAGAAGAAACAGCUUCUCGUCUGACACAAGAGAGAGAUGCCAUGCUGGCGGAGUUCAAAACGACCAGGGCUACGCUUGAUGCUCAGCUGCAGGCAUCCGAGAAAGAAUGUCAACGAUUACAGGCUAUAGUGGACCAAGGCGAGCAAGGGUUAGGGUCAGCAAAUUCAGAGAUUGAUACACUCACUAAGGACAAUGUAAAGCUGAAAAGUGACCUGGAUGCUGCUAAAUCUCAACUGAAAAAUGCAAGAAACAAGUCUCAGCAGUUACAGACUGAACUUGACCGAUUAAGAAAAGUUCAUGAAAGCAAUUUAUUGAAAGCAAGAGAAGACUUGAAAAAACAGCUUGAUUCAAUGUCUGCAAAACUUGAUGAAAAAUGGACUGAUACCUUGAGGCGAGAAUGUGAGAAACUGAAAGGUGAGCUGAUAGAACAGCAUGAAGAGGACAAGAAAUCUGCCCUUAGUCAGCUGACCUUGAUGAAAGGUCAGGAAUUAGAAGCCAUGAAGGAGGCAUGGCAACAGAAGGUUAAUGACCUACUACAACAGAUAACUUCACUGAAGAAUAGUUUGAGCAAUAAGUCUGAGUGGGCACUGAAGGAGAUCAAUACACUGCAAACCAAAGCAGAUGCAGAGAUUAAAAGACUGGAAGCCAGAAACGAACAGGCUAAAAAGGAAUACAAAGAAGAGAUGGAGAGGUUGAAGAAGAUUUCAGAAGAAGAAAAACAACAAAUUGAGAAUGAUAAAUUGAUUAGCCUUAAGGCAAUUGAAGCUGAAUUUGAGCAAAGGGUUACAGAGAGGUUGAGCGCACAGGUGGAGGCUAGUCAAGCAGCAUUGAGUGAGGCAAAGAAGGAAGCAGAAAAUGACAAGCAGUCUGCAUUGCAUGCUAAGGAGGCUGAUCAUAAACAAACAACAGAGAAACUGAAGAUUGAACUGUCACAACGACACAUGUCGGAGAUCGAUCAGAUAUCAAAAGCACAUAAGCAGCAGAUAUCAGCAGCGAGGAUGGAACUCGAACGAGCUGUGGAAUUGAAACAGAUGCAAGAUAAGGAGAAUAAACUGCGUCUGCAAGAAAUGCAAGAUGAUAUCAAAUUCAGACAAACCCACAUUGAAAACAUGCACACCGAGGUGAUGGAACUGAAAAAUAACAUUGAAGAACUCACAAGGACUCUAGACUUCAAAGGCCAGGAGAUCCUCAAGGUUAAAAGUAAUGCUGAUGCCCAGCUCCGGAAGCAGGAACAACAACUUCAAAAGUCCCACCAGAAGGAAUUAGAUAACAUGGAGGCGGAGUAUUUGAGGGAAAAGCAAGGAAUGCUGACAGAAUUCAACCGAGCACAGGAACUCCUCAAAGAUAAGAUAUCAGCUCUUCAGAUUAAGCUUGCAGAAGCAGAAGAAAAAUACAACAGACGUGAUUCUAGGCCGGAAGACCUGGAAGAAAUAUUUAGGUUGAAGUACAAGCUAACAGAACAAGAGCAACUGAUGAGGAAAUUUGAGGAGGAGAAGCGGUACUUCCAAAUGGAAUUAGUGAAUCGUGAAACCAACUUCAAUAAAGUCUUCAACUCUAGUCCAAACGUUGGAGUAAUAAAUCCAUUGAUGAAAAAAAAGAAAGGCGAAAAAGCUCCAGACAGGUUUGUAAGCGCACCAAAUAUGGGCAUUAACGGAAUUAGUGGUAAUAACCAACGAUUGGUUCCACUUCCUGAUUCCCCAGUACAUGACGUAAAAUUAAAUCCAAAUCGGCCUCUUCAAGACCCAAGACAAAUACAGAUGCCACGCCCUCCAGGGAAAUCAAAGAAAUUUUUGAAUAUCUAGAAUAUAACUGAUGGGUACAUUAAUUAAAUGUACAGUACUGUGUUUGAUAAAGUAUUUUAAACUACUGUUUAUCCUAAAACCCCAAUAUGCAAAUUGUUUAUAUCAUUAAAAUUAUUUUGUAUAAAUGUGCAGAGUGAAUGAUGUUAUGUUACAUCAGAGAAUUUACUGGAUUAUGGUGCAUUUGGCCUUGUUCAAAAAUACUUUCAUAUAUAUUUUAAGUUGUCUGUACCAUAUGUACAUAUCCAAGUUUUAAAAUGUGCUAAUAGAUGACAAAAAUUUAAUAGAUUUACUAUAGACUUUGUGUGGAACAAAUAUACUUCGAAUAUCACACUUGAUAUGUGUUAAACACACGUAACUAUAUAAUAGCUCAAUGAAGCAAAGGUAGUUGAGGACGGUGCAGUGAAGUGCUGUAGAAGAUGUGCUUUAUUUUAAUAGAAAUGGUACUACAGGAAGUACUGUAAUACACUAAUUUUAACAUAUUUACACCUUGGUACAAGCUAUGGUAUAAAGAUGUUAAUAUUUGUAAAUAUUACCACUAUGUAUAUAAAAUGUUUAUAUUGUGAAUAUUUUAUCAAAAUGUUAGGAGUUUAUAUUAGAAGUUGAUUAUUUCUUAAUUUGACUUUUAUAUUAUUUAUUAUUUUUUCUUCCAAAGGUUAAAAUUAUAAGGUGUGCAUAAACAUAAUUAAAAUUUGGAAAAAUGUAGUAUUAUUUUAUUAUAAUAAACACCUUGAUAUCGCUAGAUAAAUGCCGCUACACAAAUGUCUAUACUACAGUAUUGAAGAUUUUUACUUCCAUCAUAAACUUCUUAUAUUAGCAAAAAAUUCAAUAAAAAGUGAAAUGCAAAAAUAAAAUCUGAAGAGUUUUUUGGGUUGUAUUAAUUUAUUAUUUCUUUUAAAUACUGUAAAACACUAUUAUGGAUGUUUUAAUAUACAUCAUAGCGCAUUAUCAUCAUAGGGAUGGGGAAGGCCAAUUUCCUCGACCAUAGCAUAGAGGGGGCGGUGCCAGGGCAGUCCAGAACACCUCAAUCUAAAAAAUCUAGGGAUUUA
Anneissia japonica is the source of this 4612-nucleotide messenger RNA. Its product is annotated as protein FAM184A-like. NCBI's taxonomy places the organism in Eukaryota, Metazoa, Echinodermata, Crinoidea, Comatulida, Comatulidae. The transcript has 14 exons. The record is from RefSeq and is a predicted model, not a curated record. The coding region runs from base 234 to 3566 and encodes 1110 amino acids.